CCUUAUACAGUUAAAUGCAAAUUCUCCUUUACAGUCAUAUUCCUGCUAUCUCCCUGCAUACACAGCUGAUACGCCACCUACUGCAAACCCAAGCUGACAGUCGGAGCAAUGCUAGCAGCAUUUCCAUUCCAACAUUGUUCCGGAGCUGAAUAAAGGUGCUUUUUAAAAAGAAACAUCCCCUUUACAAGCUGAGAAGAACAAAGCACGAUAGCUGGCCUUCUGUCUCAGCUUCAAUAAUGGAGAGAAAAGCAAGCAGAAGAGAAAAUGAAUGCGAAGAAAAAAACAGCAACUCUGAAGGCUCUGAGCAAGACAAGGAGUAUAAAACGUCUCUGGUUACUCUGAAUGUUGGUGGUUAUCUAUAUAUCACACAAAAACAGACACUAACCAAGUAUCCAGAUUCUUUUCUGGAAGGGAUCAUAAACGGAAGAAUAAUGUGCCCAUUCGAUGCAGACGGUCAUUACUUCAUAGACAGAGAUGGACUCCUUUUCAGACACAUACUCAACUUCCUACGAAAUGGAGAACUUCUUCUACCGGAGGGGUUUCGAGAAAAUCAACUUUUGGCACAAGAAGCUGAAUUUUUCCAGCUUAAGGUACUCUCAGAUGCAGUGAAAUCAAGGUGGGAGAAGGAACAGCUAGCAUCUCGAGAGACUACUUUCCUGGAAAUAACUGACAGCCACGACCGUUCACAAGGACUCAGAAUCUUUUGUAAUGCUCCUGAUUUCAUUGCAAAAAUAAAAUCCAGAAUUGUACUGGUGUCCAAAAGCAGGCUGGAUGGAUUUCCGGAAGAGUUUUCAGUAUCUUCAAAUAUUAUUCAAUUUAAGUACUUCAUAAAGUCUGAAAAUGGUACAAGACUGGUACUGAAGGAGGAUAACACCUUUGUCUGCACCCUGGAAACUCUUAAGUUUGAGGCUAUAAUGACGGCUUUAAAAUGUGGAUUUAGACUGCUGACCAGUCUGGAUUGCUCUAAAGGGUCAAUUGUUCACAGUGAUGCACUGCAUUUUAUCAAGUAAUCACAAAGGCAAAGGAAACAAGCAUGCAGCCUGUAAACCUCCUUGAGCUGCAGGCUCCUGGCAUCACAAAUAAUGUAUCUAACUAACCUGGUACCACAGAGCUCAGCUGCUAAUCAACUGAUGUGAGCUAAUGGUAUGUAAAUCUCAUAAUGACAUCUAUCUCUGGCUUACUUAAGCUGAAUGAUAAUUUUAUGCCUGAAUUUAAUAAAAAUUACCUGUUAACACUAUAAACACAGAUUGUAUGCUUUAUGCUCUUUGUAAUAUGUUUUCUCAAUGCUGUCUUUCAAGCAGAGAGUCUAGCUGAAUUUUUGUGUACCUGUGUGACUAACAUGCAUACACCUAACUGCUCUGCUGAACAGCAGUGACAGUAUUUUCACAUAAUAAACAGGCUUAAAAUAUGUUUUGCUUAUAACAAAUUCAGAAUGGAUUUUAACUGGAAUAAAUUAUUUUGACUGUUCAUUAGUGUUUAUGCUAAUCUAUUGUACUGCAUUUGCAAAAAAACAAGAUUGCAAGAGAGUUUAAAAUUAAUCAACUUGAUUUUAAAGUUAAAUGACUUCUCAACUCACAACCAAAUUUAUACUAUGUUACUACACUAUUAACAAAUGCCACAAAGAUGUAAACCAACAAAAUAAUGCUGGGGGAGAUUCAUUCUAUUACGGGAAAUGAGUUAAAUCUGCACAGAAUUUUACAUUUUCUAAUAUAUAUAUACAUAUCAAAUGGCUAAUAAAAAUAUUUUACUUAAAUGUAACAGGUUUCCAGGACUGACAUCCUACAAUGCUACAGUCACUAUUUCCUAGCAAUCAUUUGUGCUCUUAAGGACAGGCAAUUACCAGAGCCCUUGCUUUGCACAAUGGCUUACUAAAUGCAACUAGUACUAUCAAUUUUGAAUAGACCACCUGCUGGCAUUUAAGAUUAUUCACUCUAAGUAAUAUAGUGAAUAAACCUUCAUUCUCCUUAUCUCCACUAUUUAUCAAAUAUUUUCAUUUAUAUUUUAAACAAAGUUGUAAUAGCUUCUAUAGAACAACUGUAACUAAUUUAACCACAGGCAUUACAAACCAGUCACUUCACAAAAGCGAACUGAAAAAUCAUCACAAAAGGCAAAAAGAACCUUCACUAAAUCUAAGUUUAAGCUUCGUUUGUCACUGAACACAACCAUCAUUCACAGCUCACAUGAACUGAAAAUUCAGGUAAAAUGCUAAUAAA
Empidonax traillii (willow flycatcher) is the source of this 2213-nucleotide messenger RNA. It is a transcript of the gene KCTD4, whose product is annotated as potassium channel tetramerization domain containing 4. Gene Ontology annotation, biological process: protein homooligomerization. Bases 237 to 1010 code for a protein of 257 amino acids. Gene Ontology annotation, molecular function: protein binding. The transcript has a single exon. Lineage: Eukaryota; Metazoa; Chordata; Aves; Passeriformes; Tyrannidae. The record is from RefSeq and is a predicted model, not a curated record.